Messenger RNA from Westerdykella ornata, 2157 nucleotides. RefSeq lists its product as uncharacterized. The record is from RefSeq and is a predicted model, not a curated record. The transcript has a single exon. NCBI's taxonomy places the organism in Eukaryota, Fungi, Ascomycota, Dothideomycetes, Pleosporales, Sporormiaceae. Bases 334 to 2118 code for a protein of 594 amino acids.
UAGCGCCAUCCAUCCAUGACAUAGAGCCAGACCUCCCUCACCGUCUCCAUGGCCAUCCCGUCGCCAGUUGGCUUGAUGCCAGCUCACCUUCACUUCUCAACACCACUCAAACAUCCCUAAACACCUGCUCAGAGCAUGAGAGGGCUCCGUCAAUAGGGCAAACGGCCUCAUACACUCCCCGUCCUCGUCCCGGAGCUCCGCCCUCCCUCUCAACUUGAUUCCCGCUCCCAUCCCUAUCCUCGUCCGACUCUAGCAGCUCCUAUAUCUCCCCAUUUCUCGCCCUGACUUCCCUCUGUCGAUUCCUCCUUCAUUUCCACUCACCAUCCUUUCACCAUGGCGUUCCGGCAGAGCGUCCGACCCCAGCCAUCGCGACAGAUCUCCAUCCAGCCUCCCUCCCCCGAAGUCGGCCCUGUAGCUUCACCCCAGCGGAAGCGUGCUCUCGAGGAGUCAGAAGAAUGGGUGCUCUUCUCUCCGGGGGCACCCUCGACGAUUGCGCGCACCCACACCACCUCGACUGAGCGUACUCCACGGACAGCUGGCCUGUCCCGUUUCAGCGACUUCGGCUCUCUUGACACCGCCGCCCGCAGCCAAGACGAUGACGGCAUCACCAUACAUGGGACCGAGGAGGGAGAGCUUGACAGCUUGGACGACGGUCUACAUGCCUUCCAUGAGCCUUCGGAAUAUGGCGCCGUCGCGGGUCGCUUACUGCAGAGUGGAGAGACUGUCUUACCUGCGCAUGAUGGUCUAGGUACAUUCCAGCCUGAUAUGACAACGCAGGAAUACUUGUGGCAGUUUGAGCGACAGGCUGCAAGGAGACCGCGAGCCAGGAGGCGAUCCAGCGUACAACGUCGACUGGAUGCAUUGGAGAGUGCCGAGGAGCUCAAUCAAGAUCAAGAGAGCCGUCUAAGGAUCGAGAAAUGGCGAUUAGAGCAAAGCAAAGCGUUGCUUGAGGAGAUAGAAAAGGAAACUCGCCGGAGACGGAGAUUGAGUAUAGCGAGCGGUGCUCGGGCUUCGACCAAGGGCACACAUCGAGAUACACAUACCAGUCUCUCCAGGAGGGCCCAAUCCGCCACUGAUGACCAGAGCGUCUCCUCAGAGGAGAGCACAGAAAGCCUUUCGUUCUUGGAGCGGCUGACAAGGCGAGUCAUACGCGGUCUCAUGGGUAUCGAUGAGGAUACCCUUUCUGUUAUUUUUGGGGAAUCGUUGCCUCAGGAGGCUACUCUGGCCACAGAAGAACAUCCUCCAACCUCAACUUCUGGGCAGCCCUCUCCAUCUUUGGAUGGCUCUUCAUCACCCGCCGACAGCUGGGAGUACAGGCUUCUAGAGAGGGUUGCACGAGAGCUUGGUAUCUUAGUCUCGCAGCUCUCGGAGCACCCUGGAGCUUUCUCUACUUAUCGUCGAACACAAGCAAUGCCAGAGUACGCCGGACACACUUCCAUUAUUCGAAAUCCAGCGUUGGGUGACGACACCCUUCCUUCAACUACUUCCCCUUCGUCCCCUACCGCGCCCUCCACAUCUGUAUUUUCCCCGCAGCAGGUAGCAAGCCACUAUAGCGAAGCGUCUCUCUGGGGUAUCGAAGAAGAACCCGAAGUUGACCCCUUGGACUCCUUUCGGACUCCUGCCGCACAUGUAGUGGACGCAGCAGAGGACUUGGCGCGCGAACGCGAGUACUGGGAGCGCGAACUUGACGUCAAAAUGGUCUUCAACUUUUUGGUGCAACGCUUCUCGUCGCGUAGGCCAAGCGUCUCCUCCCAACAUGAGGCAAACUCCGGCUCACCGUCCCGCCGGCGUCAUAGCUCAACUACGGCGGGAGCGAACACUGAGGCUCUCUCCGCCCGGCGGGCGGCAGUGAUACGGCAACACCACCCCCUUGUCGGCAACGCGGAGCGUUCCCUUCCUACCUCGUCUUCCCAUGUUCGAGAUGCGCGGCGAAGGGACUCCUUAUAUCGGCAGCACCUGCACCAUCCGAUCGCUGCACGUGGUCAUACGCUCAGGAGUAGCUCCUCGUGCGCGAGCCAGAGCACGAAGAAGAGCAAGCACAGUGCGACGGGUUCGCGGAAUUACUGGGAUCUAGGUGGCAGUGUGGGGAGUGGCAGUGUCUUGGCUGGUGAGGUUUGAGGGACAAGAUCUUUUGCAUGUCAGGUGAACGGGAUUUAA